Aspergillus nomiae NRRL 13137 is the source of this 2754-nucleotide messenger RNA. RefSeq names its product putative quinate pathway repressor protein QutR. Gene Ontology annotation, biological process: chorismate biosynthetic process. The record is from RefSeq and is a predicted model, not a curated record. The transcript is spliced from 2 exons. The coding region runs from base 1 to 2754 and encodes 917 amino acids. Gene Ontology annotation, molecular function: 3-dehydroquinate dehydratase activity; shikimate 3-dehydrogenase (NADP+) activity; 3-phosphoshikimate 1-carboxyvinyltransferase activity. NCBI's taxonomy places the organism in Eukaryota, Fungi, Ascomycota, Eurotiomycetes, Eurotiales, Aspergillaceae.
AUGUCUAUACUCGUGAGGCCGCCAAAACGUAAACUAUCUGAAAUCGAAGGGCUUGAGGAAAGGAAUAGGCUAUCAUACAGUGGUCGCUACCCAAAUGCUACCCCCAGUGCACAUCUGUCAUUGGAACUGAAUUCUGGAAAAGAUGCUGGGCAUCCGAUAAUCACCGCUUCCCCUCUGGCAGAGCCGGCGGAGACCACUAGAGAGUCUUCUUCACGUGAGCUGAACUCCAGUAGGGCGUCACCUGUAUCCUUCGAGAGCCCCCUCCAGGUACAGAGGACAUUCGCACCAAAUGUUUCCAUUGUACUAGUUGGAAUUCGUGGCACAGGCAAGUCUAGUCUUGCGGUCAUCUUGGCCGCAACUUCCGGAAGACGAUUGAUUGAUGCCGAUCGCUAUUUCCAGCAAGUAACAGGACGUUCACGUGCAGCUUUCAAGAAAGAAUAUGGAAUUACCGAGUAUCGUCAGCAGGAAGCUAGAGUUAUGGAAUCUAUGCUAUCGGAACAUAAAGAAGGUUGGGUCAUCGCGUGCGGGCCAGGUUCCAUGGAGCGCAGUGGGCAAAUGCUUCUCAGGGAAUAUGCAAAAACGCAUCCUGUCAUCCAUAUCAUUCGAGAUCCGGAAAGUAUUCAAGCAUAUCUACAAGCAUGGGACACAGAUAAAGUUCGCCGUUUUCUCGAGCUUUCGGGUCCUAUCUAUCGCGCAUGUUCAAACCUUGAGUUCUUCAAUGUCUCGGAAACCGGCCACGGAGAUCUCACAUUAGGGAAGAGCGGUCAGCAUCAUUCACAGCUUGAGCUUGAAGUAGAUCAGCGCUCCCAAACAUUCACGCCAUUUCUGACUCUUAAACGGUUGCAACGUGACUUCGUUCGUUUCAUUGCUUUCGCCACUGGAAAUGCUACCGACCUGAGUAACCAACAUGCAUCAUUCCCACUCUCUACGCAACCAGUCGAAACACGGAUCUUCACUUAUGCUGUAUCUGUACCGAUAUCCACUCUUUUCACGAGGAAUCUCAAUAUUGAGGAUUUGGAAUCAACUGCAGAUGCCUUCGAACUAAAGGUGGAUGUGACAGAUAUUCCUUCCUCUCGUCUAGGGCUCGAAUCCACCCUUGCGGAUAGGAUUAGUCAAACUAUGGCUAACAUUCGGCGGAACAUUGUUGUCCCUCUGAUAUACCAUGUUGAAAGCGAUGUAAGCCUGGUUGGCUCGGCAUCACCGCAUAAUGAGCCGUUUCACCGUUCUAGUGCCGCAUAUCUAAAUUUGAUACACCAUGGUUUACGACUGGCUCCUGAUUUCAUAACGGUUGAUCUAUCUUACGAUGACGGUGUCUUAUCACAAAUUAUCGCUUCGAAAGGCUCAAGCAAGGUUAUUGGGCAUUUUGCUUCUAUACAACCCGUUGACCAAGGCUGGGACGGUCCUGUCUACCUCGAGCUGUACGAACGUGCCAAACGACUCGGAUGCGAUAUAGUUCGAUUGACACAGCCGGCAUCAUCAAUGGACGAUAACCACGCUGUCCAACGCUUCCGUCAUCGUAUCCAAGGUCUCCCUGGCCCGCAGUUGCCUCUCAUAGCCUACAAUUCAGGCUCACUGGGUCGGCUGUCUUGCUGUUUUAACCCGAUAUUGACACCGGUAAAUAAUGAAGCCCUACUGUCCGAGACCCAAGCGAAGAACCUGCCUUACAUCACGUUACGUGAGGCACAAGAAGCGCUCUAUGCCUCCUUCGCUCUGGACCCGAUGCAGUUCUUCGUUUUCGGUGCCAAUGUAACUUACAGUUUGUCUCCCGCCAUGCACAACGCAGCAUAUAAGGCAUGUGGGAUGCCACACGUUUAUAGUAUUCGCCAGUCACCAUCUCUGCGAGGCCUCAAUGAGUUAGUAGCAAACCCGAACUUUGGAGGAACCAGUGUCAGUCUGCCUUACAAGACAGAAUCUAUCCCGCUCCUUCAUUCAAUGUCACCUCACGCCCGGGCAAUCGGGGCCGUUAAUACUCUGAUACCAAUCCGGAAUCUGGAGGAUCCCGCUCUUGUUUCCAAAGGGUCCUCCUUGUAUCUGGAGAAAAGCCGGGCAGGGCCGAUAAAAGGCUUACAUGGAGACAACACAGAUUGGAUUGGCAUCUGCAAUUGCCUUCGACGGGGACUUUCGCCUGCUAACGCGAUUCGUCCAUCGUCUACAGGGCUGGUUAUUGGCUCAGGCGGUAUGGCCCGUGCUGCCGUAUACUCUAUGAUCCACUUGGGAGUGCAGAACAUAUUUGUAUGGAACCGUACCUUUGCCAAUGCCGAGAAGUUAGCAUACCAUUACAAUCGACAAAAUCUUCCUACGCAUAACAACAAUGUGCCAACAACUCACUCGACAGUUCAUACUCUACGCUCACUACAAGAUAGUUGGCCGGCUAACUAUAACCCACCAACCGUGAUAUGUUCGUGCAUACCAGCGCACAGCAUCGGGGGUCAGCCGGCCCCCAACUUUGAAAUACCCUCUCGGUGGCUUGGAAGCCCUACUGGUGGAGUUGUGGUCGAGCUCGCUUAUAAGCCCCUCGAUACCCCGCUGGUAAAACAAAUGCGAGCCCUUUCUCACCGUGGCUGGGUUGCGUUGGACGGCCUUGAUGUCCUUCCAGAGCAAGGAUUCGCGCAAUUCGAGCUAUUCACGGGUCGCCGCGCCCCUCGGCGCCUAAUGCGGACUAUUGUACUCCAAGAAUAUAAGGCGGAAGAGGGACAAGAUGAUCAGAAUGCAAUUCAAAGCAGGCUUGAGAGCUUGGACGGACAGCCUACCUGA